Rhizophagus irregularis DAOM 181602=DAOM 197198 is the source of this 949-nucleotide messenger RNA. The record is from RefSeq and is a predicted model, not a curated record. Lineage: Eukaryota; Fungi; Glomeromycota; Glomeromycetes; Glomerales; Glomeraceae.
AUGCCAUAUUAUGAUUCAGGUGAUUUGAUCAAUUAUAUAACUAAUGGUUUUUAUAAUAUUAAUUGGCAUGGGAAGUUGGUGAACUUGAAAAAAAUAAUAGUUGGACUCGCCAACAUACAUGAUGUAAAUAUUAUCCAUAGGGAUUUCCACAGUGGAAAUAUAUUUUUUGGUAAAAAAGAUAUUUAUUUUAUUGAUGAAGUAACAAUAGGUGAUUUGGGUAUAAGUAAAUCUGCAACUGAUUCUUCAUGUAAUGAAAAUUAUGGAAUUAUUCCAUAUAUGGCUCCGGAGAUUUUUCAAGGACGAGAGUAUACUAAAGCUUCAGAUAUAUAUAGUUUUGGAAUGAUUAUGUGGGAGUUAAUGACAGGUAGAAGACCUUUUUGGGAUCGAAAUCAUGAUACAGAACUUAUUAUUGAAAUUUUUGAUGGUUUACGACCACCUAUUGUAACAAAUGCACCUAACGGUUAUAUUGAAUUAAUGAAAGAAUGUUGGCAUUCCGAUCCAAAAAGAAGACCAUUGGCUACUGAUAUAUUUGACAGGGUUAAUGAAAUAAUUGAGGAGGAGUUGGAAAAUUACAAUAAUAAUGAUUCAACUGAAAUUAUUAAAUCAUCAGAUAUCGGACCUGUACCAAAAAAUAAUCCAAAUGCAAUUUAUAAGAGCAGAAAUUUAAGCGACAUGAUUCAAUCUGCAAUGUCUUUAAGGAUUUCAAGAAGUCAAUCUAUUAAUUUAGAACAAUUUAAUUAUUAUCAGAAAAAUAACAUGGGACCUACUGGUAAAAGAAAAUAUGAAAAUGAUUUAAUUGAUAAUGGCCAUUUCAUUAAGAGAAAAAAAUUGGUUGAAAAUGAAAAUAAUGAUUACCUUUCAAAAGAAUUCGAAUUUGACAUUGAUGUGAAAAUUAAUAAUAAUGAAUAUAUUACCAUAGAAAAUGAUUUUGAUAUUAAUCUUUGAAUUU